GCUCCGUGCUCUGUAAUUCUAUCUGCGUUUUAAAUAUGGAGUAGAAACUAGUAAACACAAGAUUAAGAAUAACUUGGCUACUGUGGACCUUUUCAGAAACCGUGAAGGUGUGUUAGCCUAGCCUGAGGCUAAAUGUAAUGGCAUUAUUGAAGUAGCCUCUCCUCACAGUGUGAGACAGAAGCAGCGGCAGGGGGAGGGAUAUGGGAGGGGUUGAUGUAGGUGAUAGUGCCUAGUUUAGCACUUUGCAACAUGAUCCACGAAGAGGCCGGGCUCUGCGGUGCUGCAUCCUGCCACUCCGCACCACAUGGAGACCGGAUAGAGACACAGUGAGACGGGGAAUGAUAAAGAAAGUGGACACAUCUUUCUCCUCAGUCGGCUGGCUACAUCAACCCGCGCAGCAUCAGCAGCUCCUGACAAAGCAAAGGCGCAGAAAGACAUGAAGGCGACAGGAAGGGCUGCUGGUGCUUAUUGCGGUCUGCGUCAAACCCCCAGUUCCUCCAGGAGAUGAUGCCCUCUGUGCCUCUUAAAGGACUUUUUUGGGUUGUUUUUGGCUACCCAUGCUGCAGGGGUCCAUGUUAGUGUCGUGGGGGGUAACAUCCACGACAGUGAUGGUCUCCCCAUCUACAGCAUCUGCAUUGUGAGGAGAGACGUCCAGUGGGAGUGGGAAUUUGAAGGAGCAUGCAGAGAUAAAACAAAAAACAGAAAGCAAGAAAGAAAACAACAGGUUAAGUAGUCGUAUCCAAACAGAGAAGUAGCUGGAUUGUUUGUUUUGGGGAUUUUUUUUUGUUUUGUUUUUGUUUUGCCAACAUGAGUUCGCUGUUUUUUUCCGACUCUUUGCCCGGUCCGGUCUGCAGCGUCCCUACCGGGUCGGGCGCGGUGACCAGCGCCCUGCGAAACGACUUGGGCUCCAACAUCCAUGUGCUGAAAACCCUCAACCUGCGAUUCCGUUGCUUCCUUGCUAAAGUCCACGAACUGGAGAGGAGAAACAAACUGCUGGAAAGCCAGCUUCAGCAAGCUCUGCAGAGACCGCAAUACCGCCACCCGUUCACCCGUGAGGUCGCCGUGCAGACGGACGGUCCCGAGUCCAGACUACCGGGCACCAUCUGGAGUUUCACCCACGUCUGGAAACAGGGGGAGCGCUUUGAGACCCUGCACGCACCCGGGGUGACGUGGACGCAUCCAGACGGAGUUGGGGUCCAAAUUGACACCAUCACCCCAGAAGUGAGGGCUCUCUAUAAUGUGCUGGCAAAAGUCAAGCGAGAGAGGGACGAGUACAAGAAAAAAUGGGAAGAAGAGCUGUCUAAACGGGAGCAGCUGGAGUCGACGGUGAAAUCCCUGCAGCAGAGCGCCCAGGAGUCAUCAGAGAUCCAGGAUGAACUGAAUGAGAAGGUGGACAGACUGAAAGCUGAACUUGUGGUCUUCAAGAGCCUGAUGAGUGAUCAAAUGUCUGACCUGGACUCAAAGAUCCAGGAGAAAGCCAGACGGGUGGACAUGGACAUUUGCAGGCGGAUCGACAUCACGGCCAAGUUGUGUGACGUGGCUCAGCAACGCAACUCAGAGGAUAUGUCAAAAAUCUUUAACGUCAGCCCUGCCAGAUCAAUCCCAGAAAAGGGUGCUGCGGCGUGCUGCAGGAGAAAAGAGCGUAAAGCGGUGUCUGACGAGGAGAAUUCGGAGAUGGAUGCCGAGCCGAGCACUUCAGAGGAGGAGGUUCCUGCAUCGCUCAACAUCACAGAUGAGAUGAAACGUGUGCUCAACCAGCUACAUUGUUCAGAUAACUCCUUUGUUGCUAGGCGCGAGACGUUUGAAAUCGACGAUGACUGCGACAGCCUGACGUGGGAAGAAAAUGAGGAGACUCUGUUGCUGUGGGAAGACUUUGCAAAUUACAACGUGCCAUGCGCCAUUGCCACGACAGCCUGCACGACGGCCUGCCCCUGUGAUGGUGGCGGUGAAGCGGCUGAUCCGGAUUCCCAAGAUGGAAGUCUUGGCAGCCUCAUUGAUGAGACAGAGUCCCUAUUUAAGACCAGAGAGCAAGAGUACCAGGAGACCAUUGGUCAGAUUGAGAUGGAACUGGCCACAGCAAAGAGCGACAUGAACCGUCACCUGCAUGAGUACAUGGAGAUGUGCAGCAUGAAGCGAGGCCUCGACGUGCAGAUGGAGACCUGUAGGCGGAUGAUUAAAGGCGGCAGGAACUCUCCUUCUAUCAGCUCUGUGGCCAGCAGCGACUCAGGGAACACAGACGAGAUCCAGGACGAGAUCUCUGACAAGGACGCAGAGGCUGAAGUCCCUAUUAGUUGAUGGCUGCACUGCUGGGUUCUGUCCAAUUACCUCCUGUUAAUCAUGGGGGUUUAAAUGCAUAAAGACCUCCACCAAACUGGAGGUGUAAUAACAUAAUCUGGGUCUGUUUGACAAGCCCAGAACUGGUGCUUGUAUACAAUUUUUGUUGUUAAGAAAAUGGUGGUGGGGUUGUGUCUUGGCUUCAAAAAGAGAAAGGAAUGAAUUCAGAAACCAAGCUGUGCUCUCCUCCUCACUGCUGCCUUGCUGGAUCCUUGUCCAGGUCUUCACAUCAUUGUCAGGAGGAGAAAACAAAAAAGAAAAAAUCCUGUACACUGGCUAAAAAAUAUUUUCUACCCUAUUAUGGUCCUUUUUUUCUAAAGGAAUUAAAUACAGUACAUAUUGUACUCUCUAAUUAACAAACUAAAUCAUGUCCAUCUUUUAAAUUUGAUCAUAUUUAUGUAAGAUAAAACAUUGGUUCCCCCUGAUUGGCAUAUGGUUUUGUUCCUAUGUUAUUUUAGUCCAGAUGCGGUAUUUACAGUCCAAAUUAACGGUUGGGAUUUAAGUGUCUUCUGCCAAGGAGACAAAAGGAAGUGGAAACAAAUGGUGUUGAAGUUCUGGCGGUUUCUGAGGGAACUCUGCAAGCUUGCCAAAGUUGACAGAGGAAAGGAGCACAGCCUUUUGAUGCAUCGGUGCACUACUGAAGUUCUAUGCAAUUUAGCUGGCCGUAUUUUUUGGACUGGCUGUCACCCUACUUAUUUCUUUUCUUAAAGCCAUUAGCCUUUCAAGCAAAGCAGGUGUUUUUUAUGUAUGUUAAACAGUCCUAUAAUAAUCCUUUUUUUUCAGGGGGGACUUGUUUUAAUGAUUGUCAACUGGAACAGUGCCCCCUUAUCUAUCCAAGUGUUUGCCAGAUGUAAUUUAAUGCUAAAGUGGGGAUCGCAUAGGCCUGAUUUUCAGAUGAAUGUCUCUGAGGAAACAUCAGCUUUCAUCCUUAAAAAAUAAAAAUAAGUUACAUUAAAAGAAAAUUGUUCAAAUGAAUGACAAAUACAAUCAAAGCCAAACAACUCCCCGAAACUUUUUAGAAAAACCAAAGGACACUUUAAAAAGCUUCUCUUCCCAUUAACCUUACAUAACAUUAUUUUUAAUCAUUUCAUUUUAAGUUUAACUUUAUUUUUAAUGUGAGAUUUCAGUUUGAGUUGCUAUACUUGUGUUUGUAAGCUAUUUCCUUCUGUCCUGCAAGGGGACUCUGUUGCAGACAAGUUGCAUUUCCUGCUUUGUUUCUUCUGAAUGGGGCUAGAAACGUCAGGGCUGUGUAAGCAGCUCUAGGCAUGUGAUCGUACAUACCCCAGGGGCCUUUUUGUGCUUAUAUUAGUCUUUUUUGCUAUGGAUUUUGCUGCUUACCACAGAAACUGAUUGACGCAUGGGGACAGAAGUGAUCUUUUUAUUCUUAUGUAUGUACAUUUUGCUGGAUCAAAGAUUAAGUGCUACUUCUAUCUUGAAGUUUUUCAGAGGCAGAAAGUUGAAAUAUUGGCCUUUUGUCUAAGCAUGCUUGUAGGGAGGACAGGAGCUAUGGGUCUUUUUAUAAGGUAAUAUUUUGAACUAAAAAGCUGCAAUACAGACUGUACGCCAUGUUUUUAAUCAAAAGUGUCUAUCCUAAUCAUUACAUAACGAUACUUGUGGGAGAAUGUGUAUUUUUCACUAUUUUUAAUCAGUAUGUGUUAACCAAAAACUGUGUCGCCAUUUUCAUCUUUUCUUAAUUCUGUAGGAACAUUAAAUUUAUUCCCAAGUUUUGCUCAUUUAGUGACACUUAACUCUUCACAUGCCAUAAUUCUAAAUCUAACUCUUAACAUCAGACGAGAGCGAGGAGCUGCCUCACUCACAGAAAACAUGUCAAACUUUGAUGCGAGUUGAUAUAAAACCAGCCUGAUAAGUAACAAAGAGCCUUUCUUUUAUUGGUACUGUACUUUGCAGCGGCGAUGAUUCGCGUUAUUUAAUGACUGUAUGGCAUCUAGGAAAGAGCAGGUUGCUCUCUUUGACACAAAAACUCCGACCACCACUAUAACCAGCUGACCAAAGCAAACGUCUACAGUAAUGUGACAAAAUGUACAUGGAGCUAUGAUCCUGCAAACUCUGGAAAGUUGUGCAGUCUCUGUCUCAGUGUACACAGGUGUUUUUUUGCAGAUUUAUUCUAUUAGAAUAUGGUUUUCCCAACAGUAGUCAUUCAUGAAAACUUUUUGACAUCAAAUGCAUUGUCUCCAUCAGCUGCAGCAGGUUCCACAUACAUCAAAUGGAGAUAUUGUAGCAACUCUUGUUUGUUCGGUGUAGCUUGACUGGAGGUAUCUUCUAAAUAUCUUACAAGUAAAUGCUGAGCAAAAACAUGUAGCUAUUAAAAACCCAGGGAUACAUGGUGUUCUGUUACUCACUGGAGACCUUGGUAUGUUUUGCUUUACUAAAGUUCUCAACCUGACCAAUUUACAGUGUGAUCAACGUGUAUGUAAACUAGGUCCUGGUGGAUGUGAAUGUUUCAUAUUAAAUUAGGUUUUAUACCAGCGGUUUUUAUCCGUGAAACACUGGGAUUAUAUAUGGAUGUGUUAACUGUUAUGUCCACAUACAGUUUUACCUGCAUAUGUGUCUGCUGUUAAUGUCAUUAUCUUUUAAUAUCACAUACAGGACUGGGAGUUAAAGGUUGCAGCAACAUUUGGGUAAAAGCUGCUGAACUGUAUCGAAAACUGGUCUUCAUGUUUGUUCUGCCCUGCAGGCAGCAUCCUGUUCAUUUGAAUGGCUGAUUUAUCUGUUUAUUUGAAUGCUUUUCUCUUUCUUAGAUUUGUAAAUUUAUAUUUUGGUUUAAACUAUUCAUAUAAUGUAUUCAUGUGGGUGUAGGGCAAACUUAGUUUUAAAGUUAUGAAUGUACUCAAUUGAUAUUGGGGUAAAAUAAAAUAAAGUGGUGGAUUGGUA
Melanotaenia boesemani (Boeseman's rainbowfish) is the source of this 5226-nucleotide messenger RNA. It is a transcript of the gene iffo2b, whose product is annotated as intermediate filament family orphan 2b. The transcript is spliced from 8 exons. Lineage: Eukaryota; Metazoa; Chordata; Actinopteri; Atheriniformes; Melanotaeniidae. Bases 808 to 2295 code for a protein of 495 amino acids. The record is from RefSeq and is a predicted model, not a curated record.